Molecule: messenger RNA, 1767 nt
Organism: Miscanthus lutarioriparius
Lineage: Eukaryota; Viridiplantae; Streptophyta; Magnoliopsida; Poales; Poaceae
Source: the annotation of a GenBank genome assembly
AUGCGGCGGCGCCUCGCUCCGGCACUGCUCCUGGCCGCCGCGCUGCUGCUGGCGGCGCGCCCGGGCCCAGUGGUGAUCGCGGCAGAUUGUCCCUUGGAUUUGAGUUGGCCCAACUAUGGACUGAUAGCUUCAGUGUGCUCGGACCAAAAUGGACACUCAAAGUGUUGCCGCUACAUCAAUGCUGUUCUUGCAGUCUCAUCUGCCAUGUAUGCAAACACAACAGGCACUCUUGGGGUUCCGGCUCAAUUUUCUGAUGCCUGCAUUGCCAAUAUCUCCGAUACAUUGGUGUCGAAGGGGAUACUGCCCACUGCUGCUUCGUUUUGUGGCCUUGGGAUCAAAAUUCAAGUGUCCUAUCAGUGUGUUGGGAUGGCCACCAUCCUUGAGAUGUUGCAGUCUCCGAAUUUCAGCGAUGUCACAAGAAGCUGUGCAACCACACUUUCAGAUGAUGUCACUUGCAAGAGGUGCUUAAACUCUGGUCUGUCGUACCUCCGCCAUCUUGUCGGGGAACAAGAUAAUGUCACGUUGAAUACCUGCCGUGAUGCUGCUUUUGUUGCAUUUGUGCGUCAAGGGAAUAUAUCUACCGUUGAUACAGCUGGUUGCUUUUUUAGCGUUCAGGGGCUUAGUGCUCUUCAAGGCAAUUCCACCAUUUUUGGCAGAUUUAGUUACAAAGAAAUGAAGAAAGCAACAAGGAACUUCAGCACAGUGUUAGGAGAAGGUCAAGAUGGUACAGUAUUCAGAGGACAACUAAAUGAUGGAUCUGUGGCUGCUAUCAGACGCGUCGGGUGUUCACCAAAACAAAGUCAACAUGAAUUUUGUAAAGAAAUGGAAUUUCUUGGGCGGUUGCAUCAUCGGCAUCUUGUUGGACUAAAAGGUUUUUGUUCAACAAGAUUUGAGAGGUUUCAGGUGUAUGAAUACAUGGAAAAUGGAAGCCUUCAAGAUCAUCUACAUUCGCCGAGUAAACACCUGCUACCAUGGAAAAAUAGGGUCCAAAUUGCCAUCGAUGUUGCUAAUGCUUUGGAGUACCUUCAUUUUUAUUGUGAUCCUCCACUAUACCAUGGAGAUGUUAAGCCUAGCAAUGUCUUCUUGGACAAGAAUUACCUUGCAAAGCUUGCUGGUUGCGGUCUUGCGCACCACUCUAGUAGUGGCAAUACAACUCCCAGUCGCACCCCAGUAAAUGUCAAGAUCCAAGCAACUCCUGGCUACGUAGAUCCUGAGUACAUGGUGACCCAGGAGGUAACCAUGAAGAGCGACGUGUACAGCUACGGCGUGCUUUUGCUGGAGCUGGUGACGGGGAAGCCAGUGAUCCAGGACAACAAGAGCCUCGUGGAGUGGUCCCGCGAGCUCAUCGGCACGGACUACCGGCUCCACGAGCUGGUCGACCCGUCGGUGGUGGACGCGUUCGACCUGGACGAGCUGCAGGUGGUGGCGGACGUGAUCCACUGGUGCACGCACCGGGACGGCACGGCACGGCCGUCCAUGAAGCAAGUGCUCCGCAUCCUGUACGAGCGUCUGGACCCGCUGUCCGGACGGUUCGCGCGCGCCGUGGAGGGCGAGGAGGGGUACUACUACUGCCACGGCGGCGGGCGGGUGAAGGGGAAGCAGGCAGGCGGCGACUUGAUCGGGUUCAGCGGCGACGCGGCGCGGUCGUGGCUGCCGUCGUCGAGCAGCACGUCCAGGUCGCACUGCAGCCGCAGCGUGCUGCUGGAGUGCAACUCGCCCGAGCCGGAGUCGUCCCCGGUCCACGGCAACGCCGCGUUCCUGGCCUGA